Drosophila elegans is the source of this 1283-nucleotide messenger RNA. It is a transcript of the gene Vha36-2, whose product is annotated as probable V-type proton ATPase subunit D 2. The record is from RefSeq and is a predicted model, not a curated record. Gene Ontology annotation, cellular component: proton-transporting V-type ATPase complex. NCBI's taxonomy places the organism in Eukaryota, Metazoa, Arthropoda, Insecta, Diptera, Drosophilidae. Gene Ontology annotation, molecular function: proton-transporting ATPase activity, rotational mechanism. Bases 109 to 1197 code for a protein of 362 amino acids. The transcript has 2 exons.
GUUUGUAAUUUUAAAACAGUAACCCUUCGAAUACAUGUAAAGAAAAAAUUCAGAAAUUCGCCCAGGCCAAUCUGUUCUUGAUCUGAACCCAAAUCAAAAGCCUCUGCCAUGGCCAAACGCGACAUUUUGCCUGUCUUUCCGUCGCGGGCCAAUUCGGUGAUCAUGAAGCAGCGCGUUUUGGCGGCUAGGAGGGGCGUGGGUCUGCUGAAGCGGAAGCGGGACGCCAUCGACAUGAAGAUGCGGGAGUUGAGGCGCUUGCGUUUCGACCAGGACGAGAAGGGGGACGAGAAGAUGCGCCAAGCGAUCUUCUCGAUGGCUAAGGCCAAUCUCCUGGGCGCCGAUUUUAAGCCCCAAAUGGUGAGCCACAGCCACGUGGCGACCGCCUUUCUGCGUCGCACUCAAAUCAAAAUCGUGGGCGUCAAGCUCGACUGCCUGGAGCUGGAGACGAGGGGGGGAGGAGCCUUUCCACUGGCGGGUCUCAGUUGUGGUGGAAUGCAGGUCCAACGGAUCAGGGACUGCUAUACGAAGGCACUCCGAGAACUGGUGGAAUACGCCUCCCUCGAAUAUCAAGUGCGAAUGCUGGAGGCAGCCUCCCUGCAGACCAACAUGAGGGUCAAUGCCCUGGAGCAUGUGGUUAUACCCAUCCUGAUAAAUACGUAUAAUUAUAUAUGCGGGGAACUUGAGGAGUUCGAGCGAGAGGACUUCUAUCGCCUGAAACGCUCCCAGGCCAAGCAGUUGGAGGCCAAAAUGGCAUUCAGCGAGCUGAUCAAGACCAAGAACAUGACCGACGAACAGCUGGAGACCUAUAUAAAGAAGGGCGUAAGUCAGGCCCGUCCGGUGGUCGAUUAUCAGAUCGACUUGGAAGAAUUCGAGGAGCGGGAGGUGAAGAGGCGGGUGCGGGAGGCCCGCUUGACCUUGCAGAUGCGCCGAGACUUGGAGAAACAGGAGGCAACCGAGCGGGGAGGGUCCCGCCAGCCGACCACCUAUAUCACCACCCGCAGUGCCAUGAGUAUAGUGGGUCGCCAGCGUGAUCCUCGUGCCAGCAUGGGCGAUAUGUACAGCAUCAAGCGCCAGCUUCUGUCCAGCACUUCAGGACCCUCGGAAAGAAAGUCCAUGGUCGCCGUGCGAGAAAGUCAAGAUACAAGGUCGUUGGAUAAGACGUCAAGACUCAGUGACGAAGAGCCUGUCGAAAAGUAACAAAAUUGGGGAACUAUGAUGAUCAUGUUUUAAAUUUCAGUUUUGCUAGCACAACCUAACUUUUAUUAAAUUUAACUAAACUUAAA